Exophiala mesophila is the source of this 1937-nucleotide messenger RNA. RefSeq lists its product as uncharacterized. The coding region runs from base 384 to 1748 and encodes 454 amino acids. Gene Ontology annotation, biological process: lipid metabolic process. NCBI's taxonomy places the organism in Eukaryota, Fungi, Ascomycota, Eurotiomycetes, Chaetothyriales, Herpotrichiellaceae. The record is from RefSeq and is a predicted model, not a curated record. The transcript is spliced from 2 exons. Gene Ontology annotation, molecular function: phosphoric diester hydrolase activity.
GUGCAUCGCCACCAAAUGUCUCGAGUUACGGGAGGAUAUCAUGCGUCAUCCGGGUCCCCUUAGCCUUUCCGUCCACGUACGAUUUUUCGUGGACCAGGUUCACAUGCCCGUUUCUACGAGUAUGUCCCCACUACUCCGGAAGGGCCUUUGGUGCCUGCGCCCAAGAUUUCAAUCCUCACUCCCAUGAGAUGUUCGUUGUACCCACCGACCUAGUAUUUUCCUGUGAUAUGUUUACUUGAAGAUUGCUAUCAUAUGGCAGCAUUUGGGUGAUUCCCACGGCUCGAGGUUCAUUCGCCGCAGCCAGAUUGGUAGCCCACCAGCACGAACUGUUUGGCUCGGGCAAUUCACUCUGUCUAUCGUCGUGACCCAUCCUCUCAGCGGCCAUGAAGCUGGAACUCAGUCUACUACUUACCAGUCUCGCUUUGAGCGCAGCACAGGUGACUCUGACUGGUACCAAUACUGAGGCAGCCACAACCACCAUUCCAGAUUAUCGAACGAGCGGAGUGACCUAUCGAGACGAUGCCUCAACGUUCACUAUAACAGCCACCGGCAGUUUUGGUUCGGUGACUGAGCUGGUCACGACUGUUGGGGCGGGUAACGCUACAGCCUCAGGGUCAAAUGGAACGGUAACAACAAAUUCGACCACAAGCGCUACUCAGACACUUCUGGUCGGCUCCGCUCAAUCCACGACAGUCAAUGGCACAGCAUCUGGAAAUGCUACCGCCUUUGCCACCACCAGUGCCCCCCAACCUACCAACACCGUGCCCUGUAAUGGAUUCGUCGAGUUUUGUCAAAGACAGUACAGCAACAUUACCCACGUUGGGGCGCAUAACAGCCCUUUUGUGAGGCCUGGAAACCUAGCCUCAAAUCAAGAGUUGGAUGUUACCACACAAUUGAACGAUGGGGUCCGAAUGUUACAAUUCCAGACUCAUUAUGAGAACGGCACCAUCCAUCUAUGUCAUUCGUCUUGUGAGCUUCUUGAUGCAGGCACCCUCGAGGACUACUUGCGGACUGUGACUGUUUGGCUCAAAGCAAAUCCCUCCGAUGUUGUCACAAUUUUGAUGGGUAAUUCCGACGUCCUGAAUCCAGAGAACUACACGGCUCCAGUCAUCAACUCGGGACUGAUUGACUUUGUCUACACUCCACCAACAGUGCCAAUGUCGUUAGAUUCAUGGCCAACAUUAGGAGAGAUGAUUAUCACUCGACAACGCGCGGUAGUCAUGCUCGACUACGAGGCCAACCAGGAGGAAAUCCCUUGGCUGCUGGACGAAUUCUCUCAAAUGUGGGAGACUCCUUUCUCUCCUACCGAUCGUGACUUCCCCUGUACCGCUCAGAGACCGCCAGAUGACUCAGAUGAGGUCCGUCGUGAUCGGAUGUUCAUGAUGAACCAGAAUCUGAACAUCGAUAUCAACCUCGCAGGUCUGAGCAUUGACAUUCCCGCAACCAACAUACUCAAUGAAACCAAUGCUGUCGACGGCUACGGCUCUGCCGGUUGGAGUGUUCUCAACUGUACACGAGACUGGGACCGCCCGCCGACGUUCUUACUCGUCGAUUAUUAUAACAUUGGCAACUUCAACGGCAGCGUCUUCCAAGUUGCUGCCGACGCCAACAAUGUCACAUAUGACCGCUCCUCGUGUUGCGGUCUAGCAGAAAGUCCGUCUCGACGUGGCGAUGGAGGAAGAGAAGUGGUCAAUGCGAAGAUUUUGGCAUUGAUUUUGGGUAUUGCCUCGAUGAUUCUCUUUUUAUAAGUGAACCUGGGCUGUCUGUCUCGAGUUCCAGGAAUUCGGUUGUUAUGAGCAUUUGAUUGUCUGCAUAGCGCUCGGUGUCGCGUCUGGGCUAUAGUCUGUACCCAUGAGGAUUUAUUAGAUUAUGAUUGUAAUAUACGUUGGAUGAAGUCUCCUUCAUUGAUCGUUUCAUUUUUGACCAUCCAUAUGCAC